AAGCCGCAUGCGCGCGCGCUUUUUUCCUUAAAAACGCGGGAGGCGUUGUGGUACGAAGUCUAGGCACGGUUAUCAAAAUUAUCGCCAGUAACAUGAACGGAGACACGAUUGCCGCGGAGACCAACAGUGCCGACGUCAAGGAAAAGACCCACGAUGAAUACCAAUAUCUCAACCUCUUGAGGGAUAUCUUGAAAAAUGGAAAGCGCAAAAACGACAGGACUGGAACAGGGACGCUGUCGGUGUUUGGCCGACAGUGCAGGUAUUCUCUUGCAGAUGGCACAAUGCCACUGCUCACCACCAAACGAGUAUUCUGGCGUGGAGUGGUUGAGGAGUUGCUCUGGUUUCUGAGGGGGUCGACAGAUGCCAACGAACUUGCAAAUAAUGGUGUGCACAUUUGGGACGGCAAUGGGUCCAGGCAGUUCUUGGACAGCCUUGGAUUCACUGAGCGAGAGGAAGGUGACCUUGGCCCAGUAUAUGGAUUUCAGUGGAGGCAUUUUGGUGCUCCAUACAGAGACAUGAGAACUGACUAUGGAACAGAAGGUGUAGACCAGAUUACAAAUCUUAUCAACACCAUCAAGAAUAAUCCGGACGAUCGCAGGAUGAUUCUUUGUUCAUGGAACCCAGCAGAUUUGAGCAAAAUGGCACUGCCUCCAUGCCACUGCCUAGCACAGUUCUAUGUCUACGAGGAUGAGCUGUCUUGUCAACUCUACCAGCGUUCAGCCGACGUGGGCUUGGGUGUGCCAUUCAACAUUGCUAGCUACGCCUUGUUGACGCACAUGAUGGCCAAGGUGACUGGGAAGCGGGCCAGUGAGUUCGUGCACACACUCGGUGAUACACACAUCUAUCUCAACCACGUUGACGCUCUGAAGAAACAGCUCGAACGAGAACCACGACCUUUCCCGAAACUUGUGAUCAAGCGUGACAUUAAAGGCAUCUUUGACUUCAAGUCUUCGGAUUUUGAGCUCUGCGACUACAACCCCCACCCAGCUAUCAAGAUGGAGAUGUCAGUGUAGAGUUUGCUGUAUUAGCUCUGAUUUU
Rhipicephalus sanguineus (brown dog tick) is the source of this 1038-nucleotide messenger RNA. Its product is annotated as thymidylate synthase. The transcript has 7 exons. Bases 93 to 1013 code for a protein of 306 amino acids. The record is from RefSeq and is a predicted model, not a curated record. Gene Ontology annotation, biological process: dTMP biosynthetic process. Gene Ontology annotation, molecular function: thymidylate synthase activity. NCBI's taxonomy places the organism in Eukaryota, Metazoa, Arthropoda, Arachnida, Ixodida, Ixodidae. Gene Ontology annotation, cellular component: cytosol; mitochondrion.